CUAAAGCGACUCCUCGAUAUGAAAAGCUCUCUGGUUGCCCUGAUUGGUGUAUUCACACCGCUUGUUGCCGCACACUAUACUUUCCCUGACUUCAUUGCGAACGGGGUGACGUACGGCGAUUGGGUCUACAUCCGCGAGACUGCGAAUCACUACUCGAAUGCCCCUGUGACGAAUGUCGAAGAUCCCGAGUUCAGGUGCUACGAACUUGACCUGCAGAACACUGCUGGUCAGACCGGUACCCUGAUAGUUCAAGCCGGAGAGACAGUCGGCUUCAAAGAGAAUCAAGCCGUCUAUCACCCGGGUUAUCUAGAUAUUUACAUGUCUCCGGCUGAGCCUGACGCCAACUCCACUCAAGCCGGCACUGGUCAGACGUGGUUCAAGGUCUACGAGAUGCCUCCGGUUAUGCAGAAUGGGCAGCUGACCUUCCCAUCUGAGAACCUCCAAUCGUUUACCUUCACCAUCCCGGAGUCCUUGCCCAGCGGUCAGUACCUAAUCCGAGUCGAACACAUUGCCCUGCACGCGGCGAGCACCUACCAGGGCGCACAAUUCCACCUAUCUUGUGCUCAGGUCAACGUCGUCAACGGUGGUGAUGGCGCCCCAGGACCUCUCGUCUCUAUCCCAGGAGUUUACACUGGUCGCGAGCCUGGUAUUCUGAUCAAUAUCUACACCGUCCCGGCCAACUUCCAGUACCAGUCUCCGGGUCCUGCCGUCUGGCACGGAUGAGCUCUUCGUCGAAAGCAUGAUCUGCGAGCAUUAUCUUGUAUCAUGUCCCAGCACCGGCUAUAGUGACUCUGAGGGUUCGAACAAUCACGUGAAGAUGAUGUGUCUCUGAAUGGGAACAGAGAAUUUUACGUCCAGUUCGUUGAUGCUGACUGAGCAUGAGCAAUACAAAGAAACAUAGCAUCGCU
Molecule: messenger RNA, 908 nt
Organism: Phanerochaete carnosa HHB-10118-sp
Lineage: Eukaryota; Fungi; Basidiomycota; Agaricomycetes; Polyporales; Phanerochaetaceae
Product: glycoside hydrolase family 61 protein
Exons: 10
Coding region: 19-723 (234 amino acids)
Source: RefSeq, a predicted model, not a curated record